This is a messenger RNA of Camelina sativa (false flax), 780 nucleotides long. The record is from RefSeq and is a predicted model, not a curated record. Lineage: Eukaryota; Viridiplantae; Streptophyta; Magnoliopsida; Brassicales; Brassicaceae.
UCUUCUUCUUCCCCGAGCCCGCCUAGCUUCCUUCUCCGUCUGAGUCUCCUCCAUGAAAGCUCUCGCAAACGGUUUUUAACAGUUAAAAGCUUUUUUAAAAACAAUGCACUUCUUCUUCGUCCCGACUUCUUCUUCUUCAUCACCUUCUCAGGCGAAUACUUCUUCGUUCUCUCUCUUGUUUCUCGCCCCAUCUCAAAUUCCUGAGAAUCUCUGUAAAUUACCGGCGAAGAUCCAUAUCGGAACGCAUGGAAUCUCCGGUCAAUCGUUUCUAACGCAUCCUCCGUACUCAUCUAAGAACACGUCUCUGUGUGCAGUCGUCGACAGGUCUUCUUCAGGUGUCUCAUCGCAACAAAAGGAAUUUGCGAACGGCGAGGGAGAGGGAGAUGAAUCUAACACGGAGGGAGUGUUGGUAGUUCGACGGCCGUUGUUGGAGAAUUCCGAUAAGGAAUCUAGUGAGGAAGAGGGAAAAAAGUAUCCAGCGAGGAUCGAUGCUGGUCUGAGUAAUAUAGCCAAGAAGAUGCCCAUGUUUGAGCCGGAGAGAUCGGAGUCGUCGUCUUCAUCUUCAGCCGCGGCUGCUGCUAGGGCUCAAGAGAAGCCACUUGCGGUGAAUUUGGACUUAUCUCUGUACAGAGCAAAGGUUCUGGCUAGGAAUUUCAGAUACAAAGACGCUGAGAAGAUACUGGAGAAGCUUACUGGCCGGAGGAUGGGAGACCAUACGUGGCGUUAGGGAAGAUACUGAGCAAACAAUCCAAGUUAGCCGAUGCUCGGAUCGUGUAUGAG